GAUACUGGCGGAUCAUUAUGCCCAGAAGGGCAAGUACAGAGUUUAUCUACCGGAUUUCAUGAAUGGACGCUCGGCCCCUGUGUGGGCUAUAAACCUCAUGGCGAAUCUGUUCAAGACAGAUACCCUGUACGACUGGCUUGUCAAACCCUAUUAUAUCGCUGGCGCGAUUUACGCCAUGGUUCCAUUCAUGUACUUCAACCGAUUCAGUAAAUCCUGGCCCAUCGUCAAGUCAUUCUUCGCUGCUGUCCGUCAGAACGAAGGAGCUGAGCUUCCCAUCGCAGCAGCCGGUUUCUGCUGGGGAGGCAAGCACACUGUCAAUCUGGCUCACGGGGUUGAAGUAGACGGCAAACCGUUGAUCAAUGCUGGAUUCACGGGACAUCCUAGCCUCUUGAGCAUCCCCGGGGAGAUUGAGAAGAUAACGAUCCCGGUUAGUUUUGCCCUGGGGGAUUUGGAUGUGAUUGUGAAAAAGCCGCAGAUUGAGCAGAUCAAGAACAUUAUGGAGAGUGAGGAUAAGAUUGGUGAGGUGAAAGUUUACUACGGGGCUAGUCAUGGGUUCUGCGUGCGAGCAGACCGUCUUCUGCCAGAUGGAGAGCAGCAAGCUACUGAGGCAGAAGAUCAGGCGCUGGAUUGGUUUAAUCGCCACUUCGCUAAUGUGCAAUAAGUCACGUCAUAUUUGAGAUAGUAAGCUGUUGGACUAUGAGUCAACGCCCUCACCGUCCUCUAUCAAAGCUUUCAAUUUUCCACCGCGCCGC
Molecule: messenger RNA, 752 nt
Organism: Aspergillus novofumigatus IBT 16806
Lineage: Eukaryota; Fungi; Ascomycota; Eurotiomycetes; Eurotiales; Aspergillaceae
Product: dienelactone hydrolase family protein
Exons: 3
Coding region: 98-661 (187 amino acids)
Molecular function (GO): hydrolase activity
Source: RefSeq, a predicted model, not a curated record